AUGAGUCACCUGAGCGGGGACGGCGAGGCCGUGCGGCCCCUCCUAGAUCUAUGCCUUUAUUGCUUAACAAAGAAUAUUUCCAGGUACAUUGAGGAUAUUAAGCCUUUGCCUCCCAACAUCAAAGAUAAGCUUAUUAAAUCACUGAGUGUCCGAGGAUGGAUAACCGAUUCAAAUAUUAGUAAGGUUCUGCAUCCUGCGGUGGAGGCGUUAGAUCUUCGGGACUGUGAUGUUUCAGAUAACACUCUGCAACAGCUUAGUAACUGCAAGCAGCUUAAAAAAAUUAACUUAAAUGUUUGGAAAGAUAAGAGAUUAACCAUCACAUCAGAAGGUAUUGCAGCGCUGGCCUCCUCCUGCCCUUAUUUGCGCGAAGCCUCUUUUAAACGAUGCAGCAACGUUACAGACAAUGGAGUCCUUGCCCUGGCACUCCAUUGCCGGCUUUUACAAGUUGUAAGCAUUGGUGGGUGCUCCAGCAUCACAGACACUUCGCUGCAUGCCCUCGGAAAGAACUGCCAGCAUCUGCACAGCGUGGAUUUUUCAUCGACUCCUGUUACUGAUGAUGGAGUUAUAGCACUUGUUAGUGGAAUGUGUUCAAAGAAUUUAAAGGAGAUCCAUAUGGAGCGGUGUGUGAAUCUGACUGACGUAUCUGUGGAAGCUGUCCUGACGUACUGCCCUAUGAUAUACAUUCUUCUGUUUCAUGGAUGCCCUCUGAUAACAGAUCGUUCCCGAGAGGCCCUGGAGCAGCUGGUUGGACCAAACAAAUUUAAGCAAGUUUCGUGGACUGUUUACUAAUUUUUGUGAUUCU
Messenger RNA from Euleptes europaea (tarantolino), 802 nucleotides. It is a transcript of the gene AMN1, whose product is annotated as antagonist of mitotic exit network 1 homolog. Gene Ontology annotation, molecular function: protein binding. The transcript has 7 exons. The record is from RefSeq and is a predicted model, not a curated record. NCBI's taxonomy places the organism in Eukaryota, Metazoa, Chordata, Lepidosauria, Squamata, Sphaerodactylidae. The coding region runs from base 1 to 789 and encodes 262 amino acids. Gene Ontology annotation, biological process: SCF-dependent proteasomal ubiquitin-dependent protein catabolic process. Gene Ontology annotation, cellular component: SCF ubiquitin ligase complex.